Messenger RNA from Chlamydomonas reinhardtii, 2621 nucleotides. RefSeq lists its product as uncharacterized. Gene Ontology annotation, cellular component: cytoplasm; ubiquitin ligase complex. The transcript is spliced from 4 exons. Lineage: Eukaryota; Viridiplantae; Chlorophyta; Chlorophyceae; Chlamydomonadales; Chlamydomonadaceae. Gene Ontology annotation, molecular function: protein binding. The coding region runs from base 267 to 1478 and encodes 403 amino acids. The record is from RefSeq and is a predicted model, not a curated record.
CGCUCGGCGAAGUGGCCAACUGACAGCUCACACACACGCCCACAAUAGGUCAGGGGCCACAAGAGCCAAGCCCCGCGGCUUCAGGCGCAGCACCAACAUUCAAGCAGAGGCUAAGUACCCUAAGACAUAGCCAGCUUGGACCUGGAAUACUUGCCCCGAGAGCAGCAGCCUACGCCUGGGGACGUUCGAGGCCUGGGGAUGUUCGAGGCCUUGCUUGCCGCCCUUGCUUAAUUGAAGGGGCUGCUUCAAGCUGCUGAACGGGCUCCAUGGCUAGCCUGGUCUACUCCCACGAGUGGCUGAUCUCCAACUUUUUGAAAGUGGAGGCCCAGUCCGUCGACUCGCCUUCCUUUAAGCUGGGCCCUCAUGCCUGGAAGCUUCAACUCUACCCCUCUCAGGAUAAAACGCACCUGUCCGUGUACCUGCGCUCCGUGGAGCCGAAAGCACCGCGAGCAGUGAACUUCAAGUUCGUGCUGCGCAAUUGGCAAGACCCCAAGGAUGACUUCAAAAGCGCAGACGCAAGCUACACCUACACCGACGCGUGCGUGGCGGGAUAUGGCUUUCCCAGCUUCAUUCCUCGCGAGAAGCUCAGUAUCGCCUCCGGCUUCCUGCGUCCCACUAGUCCCACCAACGGCGGCGCGUUGCUGCUGCGUAUAGAGCUCGAGUACAACACACUUCCGGCGGCCUCCAGCGCGGCGGCGGAUGGCAGCAGCGGCGGUGACGGCGGCGGUGGCGUUUACCCGGCAACUGUGUGCGACGGCGCGGUCUCUGCCGGUAGCGGCGACAUUGCCACGGACCUGCUCUCACUCUGGAAGCGCCCCGGCCCCACCUCCGAUCUCAUUAUCAUCGCUACCGCGCCCGCCGGUGCGGCGGCGGCAGUGGCGGCCAACCCAACAGCAGAGGUCUUGGGAACGGGAGCGGGCGCGGCUGCUACCAUCAAACCCACCACUGCCACGGCGGCGGCUGACGGCGGCGGCAGCAGCUGCGGCCCCAGCAACACCGGCAUGCGGCGCUUCGACGUGCACCGCGCCAUCGUGGCCGCGCGCUGCCCCUACUUCGCCACGCUGUUUGACAGCGGCAUGCGCGACAGCAGCGCACGCGAACUGCCGCUGCCCGACACCGACCCCGCCGCUCUGGAGCCGCUGCUGCACUUCAUGUACGGUGGCGGGCUCACCGUCACUACCCGCCAGCAGGCGCGCAGCUCCUUGGAGCUGGCAGACCGGCUGCUGCUGCCCAAGGUGGCGGCGCUGCUGCGGACGCACCUGCUGUCCACCGUGACUGUGGCCAGCGUGGUGCAAGAAGUUCUGUGGGCGGCGGACGCGGCGCAAACAGAGCUGUUGACGGGCCUGCUAGAUUUCGCGGCGGAGGCAGAGGCUGACCUGCCAGAGCGCGACCUGCAGCAGCUGGCGGCGCAGCAGCCGGCGCUGAUGGCACAGCUGUUCACGGCCGCUCGCCGCGCCGCGAAACGCUCGUGCACGUAAAGCGGGAGCGGUGUGGGGCACCGGGGCGUAAGGCCCAUGAGCUUCCGUGCAUGGAGGGAACUGCAUGCGAAGGAACGGGGCUGCACCUGCGUUUGACCUGCAUCAUUGCGUCAUUGUAGCCACCAAUAACAACAGCAAACUUGCAGUUUGAUUCACUAUUUGGCCGAGCUGUCGAAACGAAAUUCCAACUGGAUCUGGCGUAGUUUCUUGUGUUUCAAACUUCUAGUGUGUGUUCUGAGUGUUAUCUUUAUUAUACGUUGAACGACAUUAGUUUUUGGCUUCCGGUCAUGUCUUAGAAACUGUUCACGUUUGACGUAAACAAGAAGCAGCGCGAACGACAUCCUGCCUUGCAGUAACGGGAGUUGGCGAUGAAGGUGAGGCAGGCUAUAGUGGCAGAGGCCGGGGCCGUGGGGAACGGGCUGUAGGGACCGGGCUGUAGGGACGGCCAAGACAAGUCGUCACCAAGUGCCCACCAGUGUCCGGAACCCGUUGAGUUUGUGGCAGUAGGGCUACUGCUCGACAUGCUCGUUCAUCAAUUUGAGGCAGCUAUAGAGGGGGCGCCUGGUGACAUGGUUGGGCGGAGCGGGGGGAUGAAGGGGUAGGGUAGGGGAAGGCGCAGCCGUGGGCGACGGCUCAAACCUUGUUCCUAGUCGCACGCCUUGCACACUUCCACAUGAACAAUUAGUCAAGCAUAAUGUUGACGCCCUGAACAUUACCCACGCUUACAUGACACCCCACGGAGCAGGGCCGCGGCAGUAGAGCCCAGGGUCGCGAGCAGGGACCCACAAAGCACCGGCAAGAGCAGGGCGGAGAACUGCUGCUCGCAAAGGCGGCUGCCGUGCUUCUGCUUCGGCAUCGGGCGUGCAAAACGAGGCAGCAGCAGCAGGCUGCACACGCCAUGGUGGGGUGGCCGGAUGCCGUGGGGAGUGUGGUGUGUGAGGCAGUAGCAGGCAGGAGCCUCGCCGGCACCCCCUGCACCAACGACUCACGCAGGCCUGGGUGCUGGUCCCGCCGGUUGGGUUGUCCCAACCUAAACCGAACCCGAUGCAAAAGAGGGAGGAGUGUGGGGGUGUUGAGAGCCUUCACCCAGGGACUCAGAUUGCAAGUCGAAUGCAGCGGAGCCCCAUGGGUCUCUCUAUCGAC